This is a messenger RNA of Aspergillus neoniger CBS 115656, 3001 nucleotides long. RefSeq lists its product as uncharacterized. Bases 143 to 3001 code for a protein of 952 amino acids. Gene Ontology annotation, biological process: transmembrane transport. The record is from RefSeq and is a predicted model, not a curated record. Lineage: Eukaryota; Fungi; Ascomycota; Eurotiomycetes; Eurotiales; Aspergillaceae. Gene Ontology annotation, cellular component: membrane. Gene Ontology annotation, molecular function: ABC-type transporter activity; ATP hydrolysis activity; ATP binding. The transcript has 4 exons.
CCGUAGCUUUGAGCCUAAGACUCAUAUUCAACUCUUUUAGCUAAAUUCGUUGCUAGCACCCUGACAGCGCAGAACUGGCAGACUUUGUGCCUAUAGCCCCCAGCAAAGACCACUCUGGGCAGGGGUUUUCUUUUUGCGCAAAAUGCCUUUCACCACCGGCAAAGAAAACUUACUCCAGCUGAAUCGGAAUAGCUUCGACUUCAACCUACAAUUUGAGCAGCUAUUCUUCUCCAUCAUACCGUCGGCAUUAUUCAUUGUCACGUCACUAUGGCGGACGGUUUGUCAAUUUCGAAAGCCUGUAGUUGUGAAUGCUCCCUUAUUCCAGCUAAUAAAAUUGGGUGCCAUCACGACCUAUGUGGGUCUUGAACUGUCCCUGCUCGUCCUGGUCGCGGUUGGGUCAUUCCAGGUGACCACAAUGUUCAUCGCUUCUUCAAUCCUCAACCUCGUAUCGGCCCUGUUCAUGAUAAUACUUGGUGUCUUGGAUCAUAGCAGAAGUCCGAGGCCGUCGACACUACUGAGCAGCUACUUGUUUCUGACUUUCCUCCUGGACGCGGCUCAAGCAAGGACUUUGUUCCUGUCAUCAGACAAUAGAAUCGAGAUCAGCUAUAGUAGUAUAUUCAGUGCUGCCCUAGCCCUCAAGGUAUGUAUUUUACUACUGGAAGCUCAAGAAAAGUCCAGAUGGAUAGAUUGGGACGAAAAGAAGCACAGUCCAGAAGAAACAAGCGGUAUAUUCUCGCUUGGUGUCUUUUUCUGGUUGAAUAGGAUGUUCUUGAGGGGGUAUAGGAAAGUCCUGGCGACCGAGGAUCUCUAUCCUCUGAAUAGCUCCUUUGAUGCUACGUCGCUCAAUGAGGAGUUUUCCAGGAACAUGGACUAUUCAAAGCUCAAGGGCGAUAAGUUUGGCCUUGUGAAGGUACUGGUGCGGACAUUGAAAGCCCCCCUUCUUUUGCCCGUAUAUCCACGCCUUGCUUAUCUUGCUUUUACCUUUUGUCAACCACUUUUUCUUGAAAAGCUGUCGAACUUUUUGUCCCAGCCCCGACUUGAUGCGAACACUGGAUACGGAUUCAUCGGUGCUAGCUUGUUGAUUUAUUCCGGACUGGCUAUUUCGUGGGCAUUCACAUGGUAUUUCCAUCACCGGAUGCGUACUAUGGCGACGUCCAUGCUUGUCACAGAGAUCUACAAGAAAGCAACAACAGCGCGUAUCGGAGCUGGUGAUGACAAUGCUGUUUUAACACUGAUGAGUACAGAUAUGGAGCGGAUCAAGAUGGGCUUGAGAUCGUUGCACGAGAUUUGGGCAAGCAUCAUCCAAGCUGGUCUGGCUGGGUGGAUGUUGUAUACAAGACUUGGUGUCGUAUUCGUCGCACCUAUGGGUGUUGUUAUUGUUUGCUUCUCUGGUUUGGCUAUUUUAACCAACUUUACUGGAGACUCCCAAAGAGCCUGGAUGGCAGGAGUUCAGAAACGCGUGGGCCUCACUGCUACAGUCAUUUCCAGCAUGAAGAACUUGAAAAUAUCUGGUCUAUCUGCGGCCAUUGGUGACUUCGUGCAGAGGCUUCGCGUUGAAGAAUUAGCGGCGGGUGCCCGCUUCCGCCAGCUAGCCAUCACUGCGGCCCUCCUUGCCUAUAUUCCACAAUUGAUGAGUCCGCCACUGACCUUUGCCUUCACGACACGAACUCUCGAUGCGACAAGGGUGUUUACGAGCCUGUCUUUUCUUACUCUCUUGACCAGCCCAUUUUCGCAAGUUUUCCAAUCUAUUCCUGGUCUUGUCUCAGCAAUAGACUGUUUGGGCCGCAUACAGGCCUUUCUGGAGUGUGAAACUCAUCAUGAUUUUCGCCAAGUCUUCGCUAACAUAACGAGUGAGACGGAGAAAGCGAGAGGAAAUGAUAAGAGCGUAUCCGAUGGGGGUCUAGAUGGUCUCCACCAUGUGGAAAUCAAGAACGGUUGGUUUGGUUGGGAGGCAGACAAGUUUGUCUUGCGAGAUGUGAGUACCCAAUUGCCUACAGCCUCGCUCACUAUCGUCGUGGGACCUGUUGGCUCUGGUAAAUCUACGCUUUGCAAAGCACUGCUUGGAGAAAUCCCUUUCAGCAAGGGCAAUGUGGUCAUAAGCACUAUGGCUACUCAUGUUGGGUUUUGCGAUCAAACUGCGUUCCUCUCAAAUGGGACCAUAAAGGAGAAUAUCGUCGGCUUUUCUCCUUUCAAUGAAGCGAGGUACGAAGAAGUCAUCGACGCGACAGCUCUGAAACACGAUAUUGCCACGCUUCCUCAGGGUGACGAAACUAACAUUGGAUCUGACGGGAUCGCUCUAUCCGGAGGCCAGAAACAGCGUGUUUCUCUUGCACGAGCUCUAUACCUGCAUUCCGAGCUUUUGGUAUUGGAUGAUAUCUUCAGUGGUUUGGACGCAGACACAGAGGAGGAAGUAUUCAGAAAAGUCUUUGGGCCGGAUGGCCUGCUCCGACGACGACGCUCGACAGUUCUCUUAUGCACCCACAGUAUCAGACAUCUCCCUGCAGCGGAUCAUAUAAUAGCACUUGACAACGGCUCUGUCGUUGAGCAAGGUAGUUAUGCCACGCUGGCAACAAGGCAAGGAUAUGUUCAGCGUCUAGGAUUAACGGAAACUCGCAAAAGCGAUGUGACAGAUGAGAAAGUGCCAUCGAAAAGGACAGUACGGAGCUCUAAGAACGACAUUCUAAAUAGAACAAUAUCUAUCACUUCGUCUUUGGGAUCCAAUAUGCAGCAAUCACGGCAGUUAGGCGAUAAAGCCGUAUACAGGCAUUACUUCAAGAGGAUGGGGUUGCUUGUAGCCGCAUGCAGUGUGAUCUUCGCCGCUCUGUGGGGGUUCUUCAUUAACUUUGCAACUGUUUGGCUCACCUACUGGUCCGAUGAUAUUGGCUCCGAACGGCCGGCGCAUUCUUCCGCAUACUACGCUAGCAUAUACGCUACGUUCCAAAUAUGCUGCAUGAUAUCCCUGCUUGUCACGGCCCUUGCGCUUCUCAUUAUCUCUAGAUAA